UACGAUUCGUUCUUUUUUGACGAAACUGUCAUCUUGUUUGUGGUGCACGUGUUUGCAACUCAAAAAAUACUUAAAAGAUGGAUAAGCCAGUAGUUUUGGCACGUGUUAUUAAGGUUCUAGGCCGUACUGGUUCCCAGGGGCAAUGUACACAAGUUAAGGUUGAGUUCAUUGGAGAACAAAACCGACAAAUUAUCCGCAAUGUUAAGGGCCCAGUUAGAGAAGGGGAUAUUCUUACCCUCUUGGAAUCUGAACGUGAAGCUAGAAGAUUAAGAUAAUUUGUUUAAGGACAUCCAUGGUUUGUUCGUGGGAAAUGAAUUACAAUAGUUUAAAAUAAUGCAACACUGUUUUCUUUUAUAAUAAACAAUUUCCGACGAAU
Messenger RNA from Tribolium madens (black flour beetle), 376 nucleotides. It is a transcript of the gene RpS28b, whose product is annotated as 40S ribosomal protein S28. The transcript has 2 exons. Bases 78 to 275 code for a protein of 65 amino acids. Gene Ontology annotation, cellular component: cytosolic small ribosomal subunit; ribosome. NCBI's taxonomy places the organism in Eukaryota, Metazoa, Arthropoda, Insecta, Coleoptera, Tenebrionidae. Gene Ontology annotation, biological process: maturation of SSU-rRNA; translation; ribosomal small subunit assembly. The record is from RefSeq and is a predicted model, not a curated record. Gene Ontology annotation, molecular function: structural constituent of ribosome.